Molecule: messenger RNA, 1653 nt
Organism: Drosophila persimilis
Lineage: Eukaryota; Metazoa; Arthropoda; Insecta; Diptera; Drosophilidae
Exons: 3
Coding region: 84-1592 (502 amino acids)
Source: RefSeq, a predicted model, not a curated record
AUCGUCUCGGACUGAAAAUUCAGUUUUUGUUUAUUCAGAAAUUCACAGUUUCACAGGGAAUACACUAGGAAACACACCAGAACAUGGCAAACAUUGGACACUUUAUAGAUAGGAAUGCCGACAUUCGUGCAGCAGGGUUGUCCUCGUUGAGGACCACUGAAGCCAACAGGGAGAGCAUCAAGGAUUGUUUUGUCUUCAGCCAUAUGGAGGAAAAGGCCGAGCAUAUGUUACGCGCCGAGUGCAAGCAUUUGAAGAUCCAUUCAAAAAGCAGACGCACCCCGAUUGUACCGUGUAAUACCGUGGGAGAUCUCCUCAGUACGGAAUUGCAAAAGACACGUUUCAUGGCAUUCAAGGAGAAGUUCUCCGAGGACAUGUACUUCAAGAAACCAAAGUUGGGGGACAUCACGCCGGCCCACUCGAAGCCGGACAGUGUGACCAACGAAAGUCGGACCUUUGGACGGCCAUCCACCUUUCCGGAGCCCCUAUACGAUAUCAUAUUGCCACCGAAGCCAGCCGAGCAGGUCAAUCGAGAGUUUGGUGAAUUUCACCAGAAGCGGAUCAUCAGCCACAAUCACUAUUUCCCCUCGGAGCAGAUCAAUCGCAAAUAUGAAAAGCCCUUUGACCGCCACAACACGUUUGGGCAACAGACCAAAUUCAAUGGCAUCGGAUUGAUGGUGAAACGUUGCUUGAAGCAGAACGGCGCGGACGAUCCACAUAUGGUCAUCGUCCGCAAGCCACAAAUGGACUUUAUAGAUCGCACCUACGGCCCAUUGGGAUUGAAGUACAAAAAAUAUCCAUAUGAUGUGCCGAAUAUGAUGCACGGACUGCGGCGACUGACGCCCAAGUGUGAUGUCAAAAUGCUGCUCGAAAACACCACACCGAGUACGAGCACUGAAAAGUUGGUGAACGCCUUCACUCACCUGAACAUUUUGCGCCAGGACCUGCAGAAGCGCAUCGACUUCAAAAUGUUCGACCUGAUCUCACUGCUGGAGAAGAGCGACAAGGAGAGCACGGGAUAUCUGCCGCUGGAUCGAAUCAUCGAGAUCAUGCACAAGCUUCACAUUCGCGUGGACGCCCGGAAGAUUCGCAUCGCAUUGAAGCACUACCGAAUGCUCCUCGACGAGGGCUGUGCCACGGAGCGCAUCAGCUACCAGGAGUUUUGCCGCCUGAUCUCCAUUCAGGUGCCAUUGCCAUCGACGGGAAACAUUUCGGUGAUGCCCGAAAAUAACUACAACAAGGAUACCACCUAUCGCCUGCUCUGCGCCGAUCUCAAGAAGACGCCCGACAAGGGUCGCGUCGAACGAAAGCACCAGUUGACGCCCGAGCAGCAGGACGCACAAAACACUCAUGUCGAGGAGCUAAUAAAUCCCGAUCAGGCUAUGCUGUCGGGUCUCGGUCCCAGCGAUUUUAUGCGCCUACGAUCCAAAGAACAGUUGCAGACUAUAUUCAAGGAGGUCGUAUCCAAAGAUGAGUUCGAACGCAUCUGUGCCCAACUGAUGGCCAACCAUGAGGACCAGAAAGAUAUGUUUUCGAUCCUGCAGUUCAAGGCCCUGAUGGGGAACCCCAUUCUGCACGUAAAGGGUACCACAUAGAUACCAUAGAUACCACAUUUACAACACGAGAUUAAUGAAUAAAUUGAAUGAAAAAAUUAUA